GGCUAAAAACGGAUAGCAACGGGACACGAGCGCAACUAUCCAUCCAUCCCCAGCGGACAAGGCGAGGCAGGGGCAGGCCGCCACCCCCGUCGGCAUCCGCCCAGCCAUCCAGAAGCGCCAAAGCUGCCAACGCCAACGCGACGGGAGAUAAGAGGAGGAGAGAAGAGGCCGCCGCGGCGCCGAGCCCUCGUGUCGUCGUGCAGCCCCGCUCCCACCCGGCCACGCCCCCCACUUUCCCCCCCGUGAUCCGCCCGUGGGAUCUCCCGCCCGCCCGCCAGGAUCAAGCCGCGGCCCGAGUCUGCCAUGGGGAUCCCUCGCUGAUCGCGGCGCGUAGGCAGGCGGGCACCGCAGGAGGAGGAAGAGGGAGGAGGGAGGGGGACGGGGGAGGGCAGCGCCGCAUGGAGCAGAAUGGCGGCUCCUUCCUCGCCGUGCGCCGGCUCUCCGGCCACCACCACCCAUCGCCGGCGGAUGUCGUGUCCGGGUCGACGGCGUGGAUCGGGAGGGGAUUCUCCUGCGUCUGCGUGCAGAGGAGGGACAGCGACACGCGCAUUUCCUUCGAUCUGACCCCCAUUCAGGAAGAGUGCCUACAAAGAUUACAGAACCGGAUUGAGGUGCCUUAUGAUAGUCAAAAUAGAGAACAUCAGGAAGCACUCAAAGCCCUUUGGCAUGCUUCUUUUCCUGGGACUGAACUUCUAGGACUAGUAUCAGAUCAAUGGAAGGAGAUGGGAUGGCAAGGGAAAGAUCCAUCCACAGAUUUCAGGGGUGGUGGCUUUAUCUCUUUGGAGAAUUUACUUUACUUCGCUAAGAACUAUCCAAAAUCCUUCGAGGAGCUCCUUUGUAAGCAAAAUGGUGACAGAGCAUUAUGGGAAUAUCCAUUUGCUGUAGCUGGAGUAAAUAUUACAUUUAUGCUCAUUCAGAUGCUUGAUCUUCAAGCAGCUAAGCCAAGGUCUUUGAUUGGAGCAGUGUUCCUAAAUCUACUUAUAGAAAACGAUCGAGCUUUUGAUAUUCUUUACUGCAUAACCUUUAAGCUGAUGGAUCGGAAAUGGCUUGAAAUGCACGCCACAUAUAUGGAUUUCAAUACUGUUAUUAAAUCCACACGCCGCCAGCUUGAGAGAGAGCUAUUACUUGAAGAUAUUCAGCAAAUUGAGGACAUGCCGUCAUACAGUUUUCUCGCCCGUUAGCAACUGAAGUCUUGCCUAACAUCGCCACGUGUAGUAAAGUUCUUGACACAUGCUUCUAAAGAGUGGAAUGUAGGAAUCAGGGACUCGUGCUUGUGUGGUUUUUGCUAUCGUGCUUAGGUACUCUGAUAUCCUGAGCGCAUGUUUGGGUCUUCUUGGAUCUGACCUCUAGAGUAACUGGCUACCUGAACAGCAGUUGGGCCAUGCUAGUGCCGGUAGGAUGUACUUUCGGAAACAAUUUGUCCUGGCGCGGAGUCUUCGUGCUAGGAAUAUACGUAGUAAGUUCUGAAACUCCUCAGUACUCAAGACAGCUUUGUAGCCAAGUGCAUAAAUGAUAUUGGUGCACUCUCGUUUUGCACUAAACACACGUUUUGUGUGAUUUAUCCA
Messenger RNA from Triticum aestivum (bread wheat), 1565 nucleotides. Its product is annotated as ELMO domain-containing protein A. The coding region runs from base 399 to 1181 and encodes 260 amino acids. The transcript has 9 exons. The record is from RefSeq and is a predicted model, not a curated record. NCBI's taxonomy places the organism in Eukaryota, Viridiplantae, Streptophyta, Magnoliopsida, Poales, Poaceae.